UUUUUCUUCAACUAUAGUAUGCGGGGCUGGUGAUCUGAUCGUGGGGGUCAUGCACGUCUCGAAUAACUUAUAUUCUGUGUUUUUGAUCAUUUAUUUCCCUCCCUUCCGCUUCUUCUCUCUCCUCCUUGAAUUCUCACACUUGAUUCGAUCAAGGAAAUCUUCUCCUUCAAGCUCGCACUCCGAUCGGAGCCAUUCGCGGCCUCCAAUUGCUUGCAGAGAAUUGAAACUUUGAUUUAGUCCAUGAAAGUUAGAUUGAGCUGGAAGAGUGGUGGAGGUUUUGUUCGUUUCACUGAGGCGGCUUUUUGGCACAAAUAUCUUCACUGUUAUUUUAGAAGAUAGUAUUCUUGUCCUCAAGUAGCCGAUAUUUGACCUAAACUAGUUGACAAUUUUUCUCUAGAACUUCUUGGCUGAUGAGCGGUAUAUCAAUGGAGAGGUUGUCUGGUUUCUAAGGCUGUGGAUGGUUUAAGGGGAUGAAAGGAGUGUCGUGGGGACUGGUUGUAGGGGUCACAGUUGGCGUUGUGAUCGGGAUUCUUUUGGCAACAGUUGCUUUGUUCUGCAAUUGGUUGAGGAAAAGGCAUCCUCAGCUUGGAAAUAGCAGCUCAAGGAGGGCUUCCACCGUACCUAUCCGAACUAAUGGAGUGGAUACAUGUACAGUACUAUCGGACUCAACAAUCGGCCAGGAAUCCCCGAGAAUUCCAGAAGAGAGCAGCGUUUCAUUGUGGAUUGAGGGACCUAAAAGAAAAGGUGUGAUGUCGGUGUCCGGCAUACCUAAGUAUGCUUACAAGGAUUUGCAGAAGGCAACUUGUAACUUUACAACUUUGAUUGGUCAAGGUGCUUUUGGUCCUGUAUACAAAGCUCAAAUGUCAACAGGUGAGAUAGUUGCAGUCAAAGUGCUAGCUACUAAUUCUAAACAAGGGGAGACGGAAUUUCAGACAGAGGUUCUUCUUCUCGGGAGAUUGCAUCACCGGAACCUUGUAAACUUGGUAGGAUAUUGUGCUGAAAAAGGCCAGCAUAUGCUGAUAUAUGUCUACAUGGCAAAUGGCAGUCUUGCUUCUCAUUUAUACAAUGAGCAUAAGGUAGCACUAAGCUGGGAUUUGAGGAUUAAUAUAGCUCUGGAUGUUGCAAGAGGCUUGGAGUAUCUUCAUGAUGGUGCUAUUCCAUCUGUUGUUCAUCGGGACAUCAAGUCUUCAAACAUUUUGCUGGAUAGAACAAUGAGAGCUAGAGUUGCCGACUUUGGCCUUUCAAGAGAAGAAAUUGUCAGCCGGAACGCACCAAUUAGAGGAACUUAUGGCUAUCUUGAUCCUGAAUAUGUUUCUUCGAAGUCUUUCACAAAGAAAAGUGACGUGUAUAGCUUUGGAGUUUUGCUUUUUGAGUUGAUUGCCGGAAGAACACCACAACAAGGUCUCCUGGAGUUUGUUGAACUGGCUGCCAUAAAUGCUGACGGAAGAGGUGGGUGGGAAGAGAUUGCAGACUCCCGGCUUGAGGACUCUUAUGAAUUGGAAGAACUCAAUGAAGUGGCCGCCUUAGCCUACAAAUCGAUCAACCGCUUAUCCAGAAAACGGCCAUCAAUGAGAGAUUUAGUUCAAGCUUUGUCAAACACCAUUAAAGCAAGAAAUUACAGAACUCGAAGAAAAAAACACUUCUUAACAGCAACUGUAGAACAAGAGGAAUCAGCUAAUCAGGAACCUCUCUCUUACACACAACAUUUCAGGGAGAAAUCCACUGACAGUUUGUCUGAUUUGGGAGGUUUCUGACCUGAUUUUUUUUCUAAUCUUGUUAUUUUCUUGUACUUUUAUUUUUUGCAUACCACUCAAUUCCUAUGUAUUUACAUAUCUAGCACCUAGAUUUUGCUUUUACAUUUAUACCAAUUAAAUCUAUCAUACCACAUCAAAAAAAGAUCAUUUUCACUUUUAGAAAAGA
Phalaenopsis equestris is the source of this 1920-nucleotide messenger RNA. Its product is annotated as calcium/calmodulin-regulated receptor-like kinase 1. The transcript has 9 exons. The record is from RefSeq and is a predicted model, not a curated record. NCBI's taxonomy places the organism in Eukaryota, Viridiplantae, Streptophyta, Magnoliopsida, Asparagales, Orchidaceae. The coding region runs from base 471 to 1754 and encodes 427 amino acids. Gene Ontology annotation, biological process: protein phosphorylation. Gene Ontology annotation, molecular function: protein kinase activity; ATP binding.